Molecule: messenger RNA, 1210 nt
Organism: Arachis duranensis
Lineage: Eukaryota; Viridiplantae; Streptophyta; Magnoliopsida; Fabales; Fabaceae
Product: serine/arginine-rich splicing factor RS2Z32
Exons: 7
Coding region: 121-1050 (309 amino acids)
Biological process (GO): mRNA splicing, via spliceosome
Cellular component (GO): nuclear speck
Molecular function (GO): zinc ion binding; mRNA binding
Source: RefSeq, a predicted model, not a curated record
GCGAAAAAAAGAUAAAGAUAGGUACAGAUUUUUGUAUAAAUAGUUAGACAAGAGGGGGAGCCGAUCCACUUUGAGAGGGUUAGGUUUUUUCUUCUUCCUCGGAGCUGUAACGAAUCAACAAUGCCUCGCUAUGAAGAUAAAUACGGCAACACACGCCUCUAUGUUGGUCGAUUGGCUUCAAGGACGCGUUCCCGUGAUCUGGAGCGAGUUUUCAGCCGAUAUGGAAGAGUUCGAGAUGUGGAUAUGAAGCAUGAUUACGCCUUUGUUGAAUUCAGCGAUCCUAGAGAUGCUGAUGAUGCAAGAUACAACUUGGAUGGCCGUGAUGUUGAUGGAAGUCGUAUUAUUGUGGAAUUUGCGAAAGGGGUUCCUCGUGGUUCCCGUGAAUAUUUGGGUCGUGGUCCUCCUCCUGGAACUGGGCGUUGCUUUAACUGUGGUAUUGAUGGCCAUUGGGCCCGAGAUUGCAAAGCUGGAGACUGGAAGAACAAGUGUUAUCGUUGUGGUGAGAGGGGUCAUAUAGAAAAAAACUGCAAGAACAGUCCCAAAAAGCUGAGUAGACGUGGGCGUAGUUAUUCCCGCUCUCCGGUCAGGUCACGUUCCCCAGUCAGGUCACGCUCUCCUCGUCGUGGCAGAAGCAGGGACAGGAGUUACACCCCAGAACGCAGUUACAGUCGAUCAAGAUCCCCAGUUAGGGGGGAUCGAAGCCCAGUUCGUGAUAGAUCAGAGAGCCCACGCUCUAGAAGCCCUGAACCCAAAGGUAGCCCUCAGCCCUCGAAGGCAAGGAAGCAUAGUCCAUCACCUGAUGAAGGGAGUCCACAGAAGAGAGGUGAUGCAUCUCCUGGCAAUGAGAGGAUGGUUACACAGCAAGAUGGAUCUGAUUACAGUGAUGGCCCCAGAGGAAAGAGCAGAAGCCCCGCUAGUCCAGCAGGGGAUGACAGCCCAAAGGCUAAUGGUCGCAGCCGCAGUCCUAGUCCCAGAGAUGAUGACAGAAGCCCCAUUGAUGACGAAGAAGACAACCAGCGUAAUCUACCAAGAGGCAGUGAGUCCCCUUAAAAUGUCACUUCUGAGAAGAUAACAGACUCUGCCCUAGAAUUUGUAUGCUUUUAUUUUCAUCUGCACUCUGUCGUGAACUGUGACAUUUACCAUAAUUAUUAUAUACUCCUCCCUGAAGAAACUUGUAAUGUUUUAAAUUUAUAUAUUUGUAUUUAGAACA